This is a messenger RNA of Mollisia scopiformis, 1041 nucleotides long. Its product is annotated as mitochondrial carrier. NCBI's taxonomy places the organism in Eukaryota, Fungi, Ascomycota, Leotiomycetes, Helotiales, Mollisiaceae. Gene Ontology annotation, biological process: mitochondrial L-ornithine transmembrane transport. The transcript is spliced from 2 exons. The record is from RefSeq and is a predicted model, not a curated record. The coding region runs from base 1 to 1041 and encodes 346 amino acids. Gene Ontology annotation, molecular function: L-ornithine transmembrane transporter activity.
AUGGCUACUCUCACGACGGCAGAAAUUGCUCCUCAACCAACUCCAGUCUUUACAGUCAAAGGACACGAAGCUCUCAUGGACGCCGUGGAAGAUAUCGUCUUUGGUUCUAUCGCCGGUGUAGCAGGAAAAUACAUCGAAUACCCCUUCGACACAGUCAAAGUCCGCCUACAAUCUCAACCUGACCACCUCCCUCUCCGCUACACUGGUCCCCUAGACUGUUUCCGCCAGUCUAUCCGCAGCGACGGCAUACUGGGUCUCUACCGCGGCAUCUCCGCGCCUCUCGUGGGCGCAGCUCUCGAAACCUCCUCCCUCUUCUUCUGGGAACGCGUAGGCCGCGAAUCACUGUUCGCAGCAGGCCUCUACCAGCGCGAGAAACCCCUCCCGCUCUCUGCCCUCUGGCUCACGGGCGCCAUCUCAGGCGCCUUUACAAGUCUGGUACUCACACCCGUCGAGCUCGUAAAAUGCAAAAUACAAGUUCCCAUCUCUGCCUCUACGGGCAAAACGCCCACCCCAUUGGCAGUAAUUCGAGAAGUAUUCCGACACCAAGGCCUCCGCGGCUUCUGGAAUGGUCAACUCGGGACACUGAUCCGGGAGACUGGCGGUUGUGCAGCUUGGUUCGGCAGCAAAGAAACCGUCACUCUCCUCUUUCGACAUCUAAACUCUCGCUCAGCUACCAAUACUUCCUCUCUCCCCCAGCACAAGAACCCCAAUCCCCAAAACCUCCCAACAACAUCCUCAGACCUCGACCUCACGCCCCUCCCCCUCUGGCAACAAGCCCUCGCUGGCGCCUCAGCAGGAAUGUCGUACAACUUCCUCUUCUUCCCCGCGGACACGAUCAAGAGCCGGAUGCAGACGGUGGCCGUCGACAAUAAAGCGGAAGUGCAGAAGAAGUUCUGGCAGGAGGGCGUGGCGAUUUGGAGGGCGUAUGGGGUUAAGGGGUUGUAUAGAGGGUGUGGGAUUACGGUUAUGAGGAGUGCGCCCAGUAGUGCCUUUAUUUUUAUUAUCUUUGAUGCUUUGAAGGGGAGGUUUCAUCUUUCUUGA